AUGGCAAACCUGUAUCGGCGGUAUGGUGUCCACCUGUCCGUCGUUGGCAACAGGGCUUUCUUGUUUGAACUACAGCUGGGGCUUCGUGUACGGACUAGUCAUUACCAACAUGUCUUGGCCAUGGCAUUUGCUGUGAAGGAAAUCAAUGAAAACCUCCAUCUCUUGCCCAAUGUCACUUUGGGCUUCCAUAUCCGUGACAGUUUCAUGAAUGAACGAGAGACCUAUCGUGCUACAAUACAGCUUCUCUCUGCAAAGAACAGAUUUAUUCCCAACUACAAGUGUGACUUCCAGAACAAUCUGAUAGCAGUCGUUGGAGGAGCUGAUGCAAAAACUUCUCUCUACAUAGCAACUGUGCUAUCCAUCUACCACAUUCCUCAGCUCGCCUACAGUUCCACAUCAUUAAUGAAUGAAACCUUCUCAGGACUUUCCAUUUAUCGAAUGGUCCCAAAUGAAGCCCAGCAGUACAAGGGGAUCCUGCAGUUAAUUCUGCAUUUCAGAAGAAUGCUGAAGAGGAAGAAAUAUAACCUCUUCCAUCAACCGUUAUGGCAGCUUCAUGGCUUUCUGAGAAGCAUCUCAUUUAAUAACAGUGCUGGGGUGACAAUUUCAUUUGAUACCAGUGGAGAAGUCACAACAGGGUUUGAUAUUAUGAACUGGCUUGCUUUCCCAAAUCGAUCCUUUUUUAAAGUGAAAAUUGGAGAGGUUCAUCUAGAAGCUCCUGCAGACCAAAUGCUUACCAUUAAUGAAGAGAGGAUCACCUGGAACAGCUGGUUUAACAAGACACAGCCCCUUUCUGUCUGCAGUGAAAGUUGCCAUCCAGGUUCUAGGAAGCAAAUGAUUGAAGGGGAGCAAUUUUGCUGCUAUGACUGCAAACAAUGUCCAGAAGGGAAGAUUUCUAAUCAGAAAAAUUUGGAUGACUGUACCCAAUGCAGACAAGAUCAUUAUCCAAAUGUGGGACAAAACCAAUGCAUUCCCAAAGAUGUAGCUUUUUUGUCUUAUGAAGAGCCACUGGGGAUCACUUUGGUGACUUUUGUCUUUUCCUUUUCUUUCAUCACUCUUUUGGUGCUAGGAAUCUUUAUAAAGCACCACAGCACCCCCAUUGCCAAAGCCAAUAAUAGGAACCUCACCUAUUGCCUUCUGAUCUGCCUCCUCCUUUGCUUCCUUUGUGCUUUGCUUUUUAUUGGUCAACCACAACUGGUGUCCUGUCUCCUCCAACAAGUCAUUUUUGCCAUGGCCUUCUCAGUUGCCAUUUCUUGCGUGCUGGCAAAAACUGCCAUGGUGGUUCUGGCUUUCCUAAGCAUCCAACCAGGAAGCAGUCUGAAGAACUGGGUGGGGAAAAGAAUGGGAAAUUCUAUUAUGACUUUCUGUUCCUUUUUCCAAGCAGUCCUUUGUUUUGCGUGGCUGGCCAUUUCUCCACCAUUUCCAGAUGUUGACAUGCACUCAGAGGCUGAAGCAAUUGUCCUGGAAUGCAAUGUAGGGUCUGUCACCAUGUUUUACUGUGUUCUGGGCUACAUGGGCUUCCUGGCCAUUGUGAGCUUUGUGGUAGCUUUUUUUGCCAGGAAGUUACCUGACAGUUUUAACGAAGCCAAAUUUAUCACGUUCAGUCUGUUGGUCUUUUGUAGCGUUUGGAUAUCUUUUGUUCCCACCUACUUGAGCAUCAAGGGGAAAUCCAUGGUAGCUAUGGAGAUCUUCUCCAUCUUAGCCUCAAGCGCUGGCCUUCUGGGUUGCAUCUUUGCCCCCAAAUGUUACAUUAUUUUGCUGCGGCCUGAGUUGAACAACAGAGAACAUCUGAGAAGAAGAAAAGAAUAA
Heteronotia binoei (common prickly gecko) is the source of this 1806-nucleotide messenger RNA. RefSeq names its product vomeronasal type-2 receptor 26-like. The record is from RefSeq and is a predicted model, not a curated record. Lineage: Eukaryota; Metazoa; Chordata; Lepidosauria; Squamata; Gekkonidae. Gene Ontology annotation, cellular component: membrane. The transcript has 7 exons. The coding region runs from base 1 to 1806 and encodes 601 amino acids. Gene Ontology annotation, biological process: G protein-coupled receptor signaling pathway. Gene Ontology annotation, molecular function: G protein-coupled receptor activity.